Molecule: messenger RNA, 1905 nt
Organism: Erpetoichthys calabaricus (reedfish)
Lineage: Eukaryota; Metazoa; Chordata; Cladistia; Polypteriformes; Polypteridae
Product: homeobox protein CDX-1-like
Exons: 3
Coding region: 224-994 (256 amino acids)
Biological process (GO): regulation of transcription by RNA polymerase II; anterior/posterior axis specification; embryo development
Cellular component (GO): nucleus
Molecular function (GO): RNA polymerase II transcription regulatory region sequence-specific DNA binding; DNA-binding transcription factor activity, RNA polymerase II-specific
Source: RefSeq, a predicted model, not a curated record
GUGGGGGGAGUUAUACCAAAUGAGGUGACGUCACGUCAUAUUGUAACAGCAACUUUGUAAACAAUCAUUCAUGAUGUGGAAUUCGGUCAAUUUGUCCAGAUCACCAGAGGAAGAAACUACUUGAAACGUUCCAUAAAGAAAAUAAGAGGGAGCUGAUGGGCUAAAAAUGUCAUUCCCUUCUAUUUCAUAACACUAUGUGGAUUGCGCCAUUUCCACUGCCACAAUGUACGUAAGCUACCUUCUGGAAAAAGAAGUAAGCAUGUACCCAACUUCUGUCAGGCAUACUGGACUUGGUCUUGGUGCUCAAAAUUUUGUCAGCCCGCCGCAAUACCCGGAUUAUGGAGCUUAUCACGUACCUGGGGUUAAUUUGGACAGCGCACCACAGCCAUCUCCAUCAUGGCACAACACGUACGCACCUUCGCGGGAGGACUGGAGCAUGUACGGCACUGCGCAUACGAAUGGGGCCUAUGUAUCCACCGGGACCAUCCCUUACAACGGCACCGACGUGAACCCAAUGCCGCCACCAGGAACUGGGGUUAUUCAGGCCCUUAACGGUGGCUCAGUGGAGCAGCACGUUACGUCCAACAGCCCUCGACCCUCUUACGACUGGAUAAGAAAGCCAGGUCAGCCCAUCUCUUCUAAUUCAGGUAAAACCAGAACGAAAGACAAAUACAGAGUUGUGUAUACUGAUCACCAAAGACUCGAACUGGAAAAGGAAUUUCACUAUAGUCGCUAUAUAACAAUCCGAAGGAAGUCGGAGAUUGCAAUGACUCUUGGUCUUUCUGAGAGGCAGGUGAAGAUCUGGUUUCAGAACAGAAGAGCCAAGGAAAGAAAACUAGCAAAGAAAAAAAUGCAACAGUCUCAUUCGGGAUUAAUGCAAAGUGGCUCUGAUGACUUUAGUCCAGCUGCUGCGAUGAGUUCUGCGGCACUAAUACCGGUGGAAAGUGGCGGAGGAGUCCAUUGUCAGAGCACCUCUACUCUGCCCGCACCUUGAUCUCAGUGAAGUCAAAGCCUCAAGCACAGACUGGCAAGGUGAAUGAUCGAUAUCAGCAAAAAAGAAGCUACCUUUGUUAAGCAACGCUACAGCUUGAGAGACUUAAUAACCCGGUUGGGUAACCUUUAUUGAUUUUGAGGCCAACUGGAGAGAAAAUGUCUGAGAGAAAAAAAUAAUUUAGAGCAGCACUCCAAGAACAACAAUGGUCAUUUGUUUACGACACCAUUGACGUUUACACAUUUUUGGAAAUUCCAAAUGAGACUAUUUUGUAAGUUUUGAAUAGACACUUUUUACGUGUUGUUAACGGAUUGUUUAAAUACAUUUGUGUACAUAUUUUUCUGUGUAUUCUGUGAAAAAUAAUUCUUUAUGCAUUUUGUCUCAGGGAUCAUUAAAUAUUGUAGAGUUGUUUUAAAAAGGGGUACUUAAAGCCACGCACAAAUGCUUUCAAUCAAUGCCUAGUUUCUUCCAAAGGCAACAAUAAUUGUACUUUAAAAGAACACUAUUUGAGGUUUUCAUCAUAACAGAGCUAAACGUUGAGUGAAUUCCAUACGGCUCAAAGGCGUUGCUGUCUUGAAUGCCAUUUACUUUAAACAAAACGGUACCCAUAUACUCACUCCAAUAUUCAUUUUUAAAAAGCACUCCUCGUUGAUUUAUGUGUGAAUCUGUACCCCAUUUCCUGGCAAGUAAAGUACUGUUUAUGAAACCCAUUUUUGGAGGAAAUCCCCACAUUGUGAUUAUUUUAUUUUUUCAUUCUUGAUUUUUGUUAUUACAACAUGUCCUCUCAGUAUUGAAAAAAUGGCAUACCAACAUUUGCAUUGCACUUUGGAUUAUUAGGAAACCAUUUUUAAGCCAUUUGGAAUGGCCGUGCAAGCGGAAUUUAUAACAUGAAAUAAAUUAAAAGGCAAACGUCA